This is a messenger RNA of Phyllopteryx taeniolatus (common seadragon), 801 nucleotides long. RefSeq names its product neuropeptide Y (gene npy). Bases 234 to 533 code for a protein of 99 amino acids. Gene Ontology annotation, molecular function: neuropeptide Y receptor binding; neuropeptide hormone activity. Gene Ontology annotation, biological process: neuropeptide signaling pathway; feeding behavior. The record is from RefSeq and is a predicted model, not a curated record. The transcript has 4 exons. NCBI's taxonomy places the organism in Eukaryota, Metazoa, Chordata, Actinopteri, Syngnathiformes, Syngnathidae. Gene Ontology annotation, cellular component: extracellular region.
UUCUUGGUUGUUUUAAUGACUUGGGACAGCUGAGAAAGAAAACACACGAGCAAUGACAGCAUCGGCGGUGACGCUGGCGUGAAGCAAAGCAGCACUGAACGCAGCUCUGACGCGCUUGGCUCAGCAGCGCGUCUGGUGCACACAUAUAAAGCCCAGUGCGCACCAGGCGCACUUCAGAUCAGAGGAGACGCAACGGCAUUGCGCACAGACACCCCGAGAACACCCUGGAAAUUAUGCAUUCUAACUUCAUCAGUUGGGUGGGGACCCUGGGGUUCCUGCUGUGGGCGCUGCUGUGCCUGGGCACCCUGACAAACGGCUACCCGGUGAAACCAGAGAAUCCUGGCGACGACGCCCCUGCUGAGGACCUGGCCAAGUACUACUCAGCCCUGAGACACUACAUCAAUCUCAUCACAAGACAGAGGUAUGGCAAGAGGUCCAAUCCCGAGAUACUGGACACACUGGUGUCAGAGCUGUUAUUGAAGGAGAGCACAGACGCUCUUCCACAGUCAAGAUACGACCCAUCAUUGUGGUGAAAAGGUCAUCAGCCGCUCUGACCUCCAUGUCUAAACUUCAUGUCAUCGUACACGUACCAAAAGGACCACCCUGCCUCCGCCACAUUCCUCAGAGGAGCAACCGUUUCCCCUCCUUGCCCAUCUGCUACCGUUCUGCUGCGUUGUGCCAUCAAAUUGUAAAUAGUUGACCCACAGUCAUCAUCUGUGAAUGUUGAAAGUAAACUGGGGGGGGUGAGGUUUGUCAAUUGUAUUGUAUAUUUGUGCAAUUAAAGAGUCAUUAUUUGAAAAA